AUGGAUGAAACCAUGAAGCAAUCCAAGCACGAGGGAACAGAGAACACCAAAACUCGUGACCCUCUGAGCACAUCUCAAUCUACUGUUAGUGACGGUAGAAAGGUCCUCAUCAUCGGCGCUGAGGAAGAGCCCAAUCGCAAACGAAACUGGAGUAUAGGACUACACUGGGGCUAUGAGUCGUUGCAAUACCUUGUGCCCGCAGACAUUUUGGCUGGACUCGAGCAGGCGCAGGUCGACCCGCACAUCCCCAUCACGGAUAAUUCUCCACUCCCCAUGAUCAACGGUGAGAGUGGAGCUCUUAUCGCCGAGCUAGAGUCUUCCAAAGUGUAUCGCCUCCGCCGAGAUAAAUUCCGGGCAAUGUUACUCCAAGGCCUCAACGUGCAGUGGGGGAAACGCCUCUCAGGUAUUACUCACUCCCCUGAUGGCAAUCAUGUCACUGCAAGGUUCGCAGAUGACACAGAAGUUACUGGUAGUCUGCUGAUUGCCACCGAUGGUCCACACUCGACCACACGUACAGCGCUGGUUGGGGAAGAAGCUGCCAAAGUGACGCCCAUUGAUUUCGCCUCGACCAUGUGCUACACCCAGCAUACGCGUGAGCAUGCUCUUUUCCUACGUGUUCAUCCCCACCAUCCAUUGUACCAAGUGGGCCCUCAUCCCGAGGGUUAUUUUGCCUGGUUGAGCCUCCAUGAUGGAGACGAUAUCAACCAUCCGGAAAACUGGACCUUCUUCCAUUAUAUCUCCUUCCCAGAACCGCGAAAUCAUGUCAAUAAGCGAACGAUGCGGGAACAUGCUGAGCACCAGAAGGAGUUGGCCCGUCGGUUUGUCGACCCCUGGCGCAGUAUCUUUGAGUGGAUGGACCCCGAUAAUGAGGUGUGGUAUGCCAAGCUUCGAAACUGGGACCCAAGUCUGCCGGAGCAUCAGUGGGAUAAUCUCCAGGGUCGAGUAACUCUGGCAGGUGAUGCUGCUCAUCCGAUGACUUUUCAGCGUGGGCAGGGGCUUAACCACGCUAUGAAGGACGCUUACUCCGCAUGUAAGGCAAUCGAGUCAUUCUGGAACCAGGGUGACUUCACCAUUGAGGAACGUGCUGCCGCCAUACAGAUGUAUGAGAAAGAGAUGAUAAUGCGGACAGGUGAGGAAGUUCGUAUGAGCGAGGAAACCACUGUGAAGAUGCACAAUUGGGCCACUGUUAUGCAAAGUCCCUUGGUGAAAAAAGGGCUCAAGACCAAGUAG
Penicillium griseofulvum is the source of this 1230-nucleotide messenger RNA. RefSeq names its product FAD-dependent oxidoreductase. The transcript has 2 exons. Bases 1 to 1230 code for a protein of 409 amino acids. The record is from RefSeq and is a predicted model, not a curated record. Gene Ontology annotation, molecular function: FAD binding. Lineage: Eukaryota; Fungi; Ascomycota; Eurotiomycetes; Eurotiales; Aspergillaceae.